Molecule: messenger RNA, 2936 nt
Organism: Felis catus (domestic cat)
Lineage: Eukaryota; Metazoa; Chordata; Mammalia; Carnivora; Felidae
Gene: ANHX
Product: anomalous homeobox
Exons: 10
Coding region: 897-2375 (492 amino acids)
Biological process (GO): regulation of transcription by RNA polymerase II
Cellular component (GO): nucleus; transcription regulator complex
Molecular function (GO): RNA polymerase II cis-regulatory region sequence-specific DNA binding; DNA-binding transcription factor activity, RNA polymerase II-specific
Source: RefSeq, a predicted model, not a curated record
UCAAACAUUAAAAAAAUAAAAUAAUAAAACAAAAUCUUUAAAAAAAGAAAAUCUACCAGAUAAAUGAAAUUUAACAGAAUGAAUAGAUUUACAACCAACAAACAAUAAGAAAAAGUAAAAAAUUGAAUCUCUGGCUUGAAAUCUGUCUAGCCCUUCUAACCCUGCCCCAGCCCCAGACUUUUAGUAAUAGCUGAUAAUUCUCAGGAAAAUUCAAGGAAAGAUAAUCCAGCAUUUUACGGUUUUUCCCAAAAAUCAACAUGGGGGGGGGGGAUAAUUCAUGAUUCGUAUUUAUGAACAUAGGUUAAAAUGUACUAAAUCUAAUAGCAAAAUGAAUUCAACAAUGUGGAGGUUUUUUUUUUUUUAAAGCCAUGACAAUAUGUGUAGCAGACUACUAGUCAUGAACCCAAUGUCCCUUCAUUACCAACAGAGUCACUGUGCCUUUUUAUUUUAAAGUUGAUUUAUUUAUAUUGAGGCAGGGGAGGGGCAGAGAGAGAGGGAGAGAGAGAAUCCCAAGCAAGCUCUGCACUGCGGACACGGGGCCUGAACCCAUGAACCAGUGAGAUCAUGACCUGAGCUGAAAUCAAGAGCCGGACACCCAACUGACUGAGCGACCCAGGUGCCCAAUCACUGUAGUUUUCAUACUGACAAUGAGCUCAGCCAAAAAGUUACAUUUCUCCAUUGUUUUUGUAGUGAAGUAUCUUGCUACUAAAUUCUGAGUAAUGAAGUAGAGGUUGCUGACAGUGUCUAAUGGAAAGGCUGUAAAGAAAACAAUGGGGAAAGCCCCCUAGUGUUAUGGAAUCAUUUCCCACUUUAAUACACAGCACACAUGAUGGUUGGAGAUUGAGCAUCCAUUGUGGAACCCGGAUUCAUCUCAAGGACAGAAGCCACCUGCGUCCAUGCUUUCUGAGGGGCCGACCCAACGUGGGAUGCAGAGCUUCCUGAAGCUGCUGAGGGAGAGUGGGGGCGCUGGGCCACCCCUGGCGGAGCUGGUGACUCUUGCAGGCAGGCUGUGCCGAGACCUCCAGGAUGACCCCGCCCAGGUGCAGCCCUUGGUCACAGCCGUGUUGGACAGUCAGCUCCGCCUGCACCUCUUGGACAAUGCGGACGUGGCCUUCGUGUGUGCCCGGGUGCUAUCCCAGCAAGAGCAGCACCAGGCUGCCUGCCGGGUGCUGGAGGGUUGCCGUGUGCCCGGUGGCAGCCAGGAGCUGGUCCAGCUCUGGAACGACAUUCACUACCAUCUGGUCAUGAAGCGGCUGGGCGUGGCUGUGCUGACCCCAGUGCAGAAGUUCCGCUGCAGAAAGAGAAACCCACCACCCCUCUCCCUCUGCCCUGAUGGCCUGAAGAGCCGAAACUUUCCCAGAGAGGUUCGCCGGAAGCUGCACGACUUUGCCUCGAGCGUGAGCACCAACCCCAGCAAGGCCGAGCGGGAGAACCUGGCCUUGGAGACGAGCCUGACCGUAGAGCAAGUGUACAACUGGUUUGCCAAUUACCGGCGGCGCCAGAGGGCCCUUCUCCAGCGCCUGGAGCCAGCGCCGGAGGACACAGUAGAGGACCCCAGUGUGAGGGAGAGGGGUCCGGACCGCCCCCAGCCCUCAGACCACCCCCACCUUGGCUCUGGGUGUGUGGACAGGCCUCAGUGGCCAGCAGGACAGGAGGAAAAUGGGCCUGCACGAUCCAGAGAGACCGCCCAAGGGCCAUGGGAGUCGCUGGCCCUGGCCCCGGACUUUUCUGGAGAUGAGACUAUGCCAAAGCCAUUGCCUCCCAGGUCUCUGCAGGGUGGUGAGAUGUACCAGGAGGGGCCUGGCCACGAUCCUGUCACUCUCCCUGCCAUCUGCCCAGGCCCUGGCGUCUGUCCUCUGGCUGCUGGCAGUGACAUGCUAGACCCUUCUCUGGCUGCCCCUGAGUCAUGGCUGAUGUCUCUUGCACUGGCGUCCUCCAGGGAAGUUUCCUUCCAGACCGGGCAUCUGGUUCACGGGCCUGGGUUGGACUUCAUGAUGCGCCCUGCAGAUGCAGCUGUGGCUGUGUCCGUUACUGCUCUGGGUGAGCCCAGCUCCACAGGAUUCGCUGACCCACCUGUUGGCAAUCCGCAGAGCAUGUACCUGGAGGAAGGUCCGGGCACUGGCGGUGGUCAAGAAGAACAACAGGCUGGCGGCUUCCAGGUGACACAGCCCCCGCCACAGCCUCCUGAAUUCAUCCUGACCCAGAGCCCUCUGGAGUUGGCUCCGGGCCCCUCUUUCUCCAGCCCUAUGUCUGCUCUGGACCUGAGCCAGCCCUUGCCCUCCAGCCAGGUGCAGUGGCCCGAUGGCCAGGCCUCUAGCGAUGCCUUCUGGGGAGCCCGGAUGCUCCUUGAGCUUUCAGGGGGCAGCCUGGGUUGAGAGAGAUAUCCUUUGGGGUAUCCAGCCAGUGCCCUGGGGAGCAGAUGUGGACAUCCAGCCAUUCAACACACGUUACAGAGCUUUAUUCCGACUGAAAAAAGGACCCCAGAGUUCCUUAGGGGGUUCCAGUGAGAAGCAUUGGGGGCCAGUUAGCCCCCUGCCAUGUUUCAUAGUUUGGUUGGCUGGCAACUCACUGUAUUGGAGGAAGCAAAGCACUCGAGAAUUCUCUUGAGCCCAGAAGUUAGAGGGGUCUGUUUCACUCAGGCAGCGAGAAAUUGUGACCUCAAGCUCCUGGGCAGGUUCUGGGCAGGGAAGGCCUUUCCAGAGCAAGAGGAGAAUGUUUUGCUGUAAUGACGAGGCCACACUUUACCCAGUUAAGUUGGUUAGUGGGGCAUGGGCAGUGUUCUGACAUAUCUAUAUCUUGGGGGGGCUUCUUCAGAGGGUUAUGUGGUUGGGAUGGCUCAGGCAAGAUGCGACGGUACAUUUCCCCCUGAGGUUGUAAAUCAUUUUGUUUGUAAAACAAAUGUUCUGUUCUAUUAAAUUACAGUUUAAUGUUCUGAA